AUGAGCACGCACUGGCUCAACGACGACUGGAUAAUUUUUGUACAAUGCGAUGCUCCGACAAAGUGUGCAGUCAGUGGUACAACUAUCCGUCACUGUCACAUCCCGUUGUGGACACGUACCUUAAGGCGGGCCAGUUGGUCGCCCACACUGCUUUCCCAAGAUGAAAUGCGCACUCUGAACAAUAUGACUUUCGAGUGUUGCAUGCUGGACGAACGUUGUCAAAUCGGGGGAUUUGCCUUGUUCAUCGAUAUGUCCUCGACCAGUAUGGAACAGGCCACUCAGUGGGCUGAACUGAAGAGCGCCAAGAGUGUGUUCAAACUGCUUCAAGAAGCCUCCCCCGGGCGAGUGAAACAUUUGAUAUUCUACAAAGAGUCCAAAGUGUUUGACGUUGCGUUUAAACUGAUUGAGAUGUGGAUCAGCGAUAAAAUGCGUGAACGAGUAAGACCCUAUUUCGACCACACGUAUAUACAUAUAUACACGCAUAAUCCACAAUUGGGGAAAUAG
This is a messenger RNA of Echinostoma caproni, 504 nucleotides long. The record is from the annotation of a GenBank genome assembly. NCBI's taxonomy places the organism in Eukaryota, Metazoa, Platyhelminthes, Trematoda, Plagiorchiida, Echinostomatidae.